This is a messenger RNA of Archocentrus centrarchus (flier cichlid), 1622 nucleotides long. RefSeq names its product pinin. The record is from RefSeq and is a predicted model, not a curated record. The coding region runs from base 155 to 694 and encodes 179 amino acids. The transcript is spliced from 7 exons. Lineage: Eukaryota; Metazoa; Chordata; Actinopteri; Cichliformes; Cichlidae.
ACCGGUGCAUCAUGGGAUACAAAAUGUUUCCUAAGGUUGCUAACUAGUGCUAAUAUACCGGAGAUAACUGAUAGUAAAUUCACAGUUUACUCCUUAUUCAAGUCUUUGUAGUCAGAAAAUAUUCGUAUCAUAUAAACUGCAUCUUGUUGUCGCUAUGUCUGCAGAAGCGGAUUGCAGAGUGUCCAGCUCCUCCAGCUCCAGAAAGGAUGAACAGAAGAGAUCGAGGAGCAGAGGAAGAGAAAAAAGGAAACGGAAACGCAGUCGUAGUAGAUCUUCCUCUUCAUCCUCUUCCAGCUCAUCAUCAUCAUCAUCAUCAUCGUCUUCUUCAUUGUCUUCAUCAUCGUCAUCGUCUUCAGGUUCUUCACGCUCAUCAAGCCAAAGUCGGAGUAGCUCUAGCAGUAGUGACUCUCGCAGUAAAUCCAGAAAACAGUCCAAGAAAAGGGGGAAGGAGAAACACAAAAAAAAAGGGAAGAAAGAGAAGAGGCAUAAACGUAAAAAAGACAAGAAGUCAAAAGGUGGAGAGGAAAACUCGGGGCCUGUACAGAUCUCCAAGUAUUUAAAGGACAGGAAAAAAGGCAAAUACAGCAUGAUUUCAGGGAAGAAGAUAAAGAUGAAAGUAAAGAAGUCAAAGAAGGACAAGCAGCGGGACAAAAAUCGAGCAGAGCUUCUGGAGUUCUUGAACUCUACCCUGUGAUGCCACUGUGAACACCAGUCCUGUUGGUCGGGCCCAGACACUUCAGCAGAUCUCAGGAAAAAUGAAAAAGCAGAGUUUUCCGAGAAAGAAAUGAUGACUAUGAAUUGAUUGGCCACAGAGCGGCAGCAGCGUGGUGGCUGGAGUGCAGGAGGAGAUAUUUCCAUCGGCAAAGCGAGAUGCGUUCUCACCACAGGCUCGUGAUGUAAGCAGUGUUAACAUUGAGCAGUGUGGUUAAAAAAUUUCAUCUGUGGUCAACUAGAUGGAAAUAAAAACUGCUGACCUGCCGGCCACUGGCUUCUCAAAUUAGCUUGUGGUUUGAACAUGUCAUCUCUUUUGAAAGAGAGCUCCCAGUUUAGAGUCACAACAUACCAUUUGAGAAAAUAUUGAAUUCAGUCAGAUAAUAAUUGGUACAGAGGAGAGAAGAGAUGUCCUAGAUCCAGAUGUGUCUUCCUUGUGUGAAGCUGGUUCCAGCAUCACCCACAGUGUAACUCAGCAGCCUGGUCAGAGUUUUACAUGUGCCGUUGUAGUCAUGGCUAAUGUAGCUUUGAGCCUCGUGUAGCAGCACAAAGGGGACUGCAGAGGAUUGAUCAAAUCACACACUCAGAUUUUUUUUAAUUUGUUUAUUUUUAUUUUAAACCUCGCAGACUCCCCCCCGCCCCCCUAGAUUUAAAUACAGGUCUUAGUUAAUCUUUUCUCUCUUUUUUUCCCCCAAGUCAUUCAUCUCAAGCUUUUGACAUUUAGAAAAGCCCGUACUUUUAUUUUCUGUAGAUAACUGACAAGAAUCAUUGUUGUUGGAGUCACAGUGUUUAUUCAAAUGAUAGUUUUUAAUAUGUAUGUUAUAUUAAAAAUGCGAAUGGACUCAAUGUUGUUUAAUGAUUACUGUUAAGUCUUAUUCAGAACCAUUUAUUCUCUCAUGAAUAGUGUUUCA